Pediculus humanus corporis (human body louse) is the source of this 1719-nucleotide messenger RNA. Its product is annotated as ionotropic glutamate receptor-invertebrate, putative. Lineage: Eukaryota; Metazoa; Arthropoda; Insecta; Psocodea; Pediculidae. The record is from RefSeq and is a predicted model, not a curated record. The coding region runs from base 1 to 1719 and encodes 572 amino acids. The transcript has 8 exons. Gene Ontology annotation, molecular function: ligand-gated monoatomic ion channel activity. Gene Ontology annotation, cellular component: membrane.
AUGCCAUUCAUAUUUAAAUAUUUUAAUUCUGAUGGAAGAUUUGUUAACGUUCACAUAACAUCUCAUCCACUUUUACCACGUUCAGUAUAUCAACAAGGUCGUAAAAUAGGUAUAGUUUACUAUUGUGAUGAACCUGAUGAAGAUUUUUUAAACAAGAUAUCAGAAUUGGAUUUAUUCGAUUCCUAUCGUUUUUGGCUUAUAAUAAAACCGGAAAUGAUGAAGAGUAAAAGAAGGAUAGAAGAUAUAUUGGGGGGAUUAAAUUUGGGUGUUAAUACAAAUAUGGUGUUGGGAAAAGAAGAGAGACGUGUAUCAACGGUGGAUGCUGCCGUUACAAAUAACGUAACACGUUUAAGAAGAGAAUUAACUGGGGAUCCAACGAUAACAUUUCGUCUUUUACAAAUUUACAAAGCGUCCAAAACGGAAAAUGAAACACUCAACGUGGAUUUGGGAUACUGGGACACGCCAAACGAAUUAUAUAAAAUAAAAAAAAUAAUAAACGAAGAACAAAGAUUAAAUUUGGGAGGUUAUAAAUUUCACGUGGGUAUUAAAAAUGGACAUGAUUCAUCCCCAUCAUCCCCAUCGUCUCCAUCAUCGAAUUUUUUUAAUAAUUUUCCAAUCGAUGGUAAAGCAUACGAAGAAAAAACAUUUAUGGAAUUAUUCGAUUGUUUAAUUUACGGUAUAAAUGCGAGUUUUGAAAUUGUUAAGUUUCAAAGAAUGGGAUGGAGAAAUGAAGAAGGAGGAUGGACUCAUCUUUUAGGUGGUGUCGUUGAUGAUACGAUAGAUUUUGCAUUGGAAACUGUUGAUUUACAAAGUGACGUUUCCGGUGACAUCACUCAACUUGUUUUUUGCGUUGUAUGCACCGGACUAUUACUAGCUCUUGCAAUGAUUUCAAUCACUUUAGUUCAUUAUAAAAUAAAUAACGAUGGUGUGGCCCAUCCUGACCCUGAGAAUAAUGAAAAAAUAAAUAAAAAUAUAAAAGAGAAAAAAAAAAAAUGGAGUAUAAGCGAUGCAAUUUUAUGGUGCAUAAGUAUCUUAUUCAUGCAAGGGAGUCAAUGGUCCCCAAAAACAAUGUCGGGUAAUUUAUUACUCAUAAAUGGCCUUUUAUUUGCACUUAUUAUAUACAAUUCGUUUGCUGCAUUCAUAACAUCCGUUUUAUCCGUUAAUAGUGACGAAAUAAAAGAUUUAAAAGAUUUAAUAAAUAGCGAUUAUGCAUUCGGUUACACACUUGGAAAUUCUGACGAAUUGUUUUUAAGGACAGUUAAUAAUACUCAUCUCAAAGAAUUAUAUUUCAAAGGUUUAAAAGAAAAUGAUGGAGUAUCGAAUCCGAUGGAGGGUAUGCAUCGUGCAGCAGAAGAAAAAUAUGCAUUUUUCGUUGGUGCAAGAACGGGGAGACGAGCACUUAAAACUGUCGUUCCACAUAGGAAAAGAUGCCAAUUUCAAGAACUUUAUCUCGAGUUGACAAAAAAUCACGGAUCAAUACCCGUGUCGAAAAAUUCACUGUUGAAAAAAAUGUUAAAUUAUAAAAUAAUACGUUUGAUGGAAACUGGAAUAUUACGAAGAUUUCAAGAAUUGAUGUUAUUAUCAAUGCCGAGUUGUUUGGAGGGUACGACAUUCAAUAGUGCCAAAUUAACAGAUGUUUAUUCUGCUUUUUUCCUACUCGGUGGUGGUAUUAUAACAUCACUCAUAGUCCUAACAGAAAAAAAAAUGACAAAACCAUAA